AACAACAACAACAACAACAACAACGACGACGACGACGACAACAACAACAACAACAACAACAACAACAACAACAACAACAACAACAACAACAGUGCCAGCGGGCAGGUUGGUGGUGCCAGUGACCUAAGUGGUGAGAGUGAUGCGCUAUUUGUCGGCAUGAACGCGAGCUUCAACAUGGGUACAUCGUUUGGUGAUGUGUUUGAGGACGACGCGUAUGUGUACAAGCACGACAACGACGUGUUUGACCACCCGGCCGAUUGGAGCGUCCUUCGGACUGCACAGAACAGCAGCAUCGAUGGCGGUAUCGCGGUAAACGGUGAUAGCAGUGGGGAUGAUGGUGAUGAUGGUGGGGAUCAUGGAAAUGGUGGUGGCGAUGGUGAUGGUGAUGAUGAAUGCGAUCGCAGCAACGCCAACGAGGACCACCAAGAAGGGCACAACAGCGACCAAUGUGUUGACGGUGGUGUGGACCAGGACACGGCCCCAACCAGCGACGGCAAGCAAAUUGCUGCUGCUGCUGUGUGUGGUGACAUUGACGAAGACGACACGGCGUGGGACAUGGGCGCACCCGAUGUUGUUGAGGAUGUGACUCAAACAGCCAUUGAUCGCCGUCACAGCCGCACACCCACCACGGGCACAAACGCUGUGCCGAACAUACAUCAACAAGAGCAGCAACAAGAUCAGCAACAAGAUCAGCAACAAGAGCAGCAACAAGAGCAGCAACAAGAGCAGCAGCACCAUGAUCACCAAGUUGGAGGGCUUUCACCUGGACGCCCGCGCGCAUCUACAGUGACGGUGAUGUCGCCACUGCGGAAAGACAGCGGCACCACCAGCACCACCAGUGCCGGCAACAGCACCACCAGUGCCGGCAACAGCGGCAGCAACAUCACCAGCAGCACAGGUCAUAGCACCGUUGGUCGGCAGCGAAGUGCGAGCACGGCACUGUCGCCGCCAUCACCGUCGCGUCCCUUGUCAUCAUCAUCAUCAUCAUCAUCACCUGCCUCUGGGCGACCCAUCUCUGCUCUGCGCUCACCACUCUCUGCCAGUGGAAAGCGUGUGAUUCCACGCCGCAGACACGCAGGCAGCAGCCCUGCACCAGCUGCACGCACAUCUCUCAUCGCUGAACGCAUGCCGAGUGGUGUUGGCGUGGGUGUUGGUGCGUCAUCACAUCAUGGGAGUGCAAGCCCUGCACGCAGUCGCAGCCGCAACCGCACAAGCUACAGUGGGCAGGGCGGGCAGGCCGCCAGCCACCAGGGGCUUUCACGCACACACCCCAACGGGCAUCGCAGCAGCGUCAGCAGCAUUUGCAGCUCGACGAGCGCACGUGUCGUGAGCCAGUGGCGGCGGUCCCUCAACACACCUGGCGUCAACACGCAACAGCCAGGCGACAACUGCUCAUCUGCUGGUGAUAAUGCUCUAACAAGUACAACCGCCGCUACAAACACAACAACCACGAGCGCGACAAGCAUACCAACCACAGUACAAACGGCUGGGGACGCAUCAGUUGAGUCCUGUAUCACAGUAACAGAAGACACAGGUGCACAGACGGAAGCGGGUAAUGCCGCUGCUGCCAACGACCACGAAGCGGUGAAGCUGCGAAGGAAGCGCAACAGCAGGGCAGGUCAGCCAUCGUCCUCCUCACGGCCAAGCAGCUACCACCAGCAGAUGGCCCGCAUACGCCGAUCAAAGGUCACCUCUGACCUCUAAUGUGAACGAGCACGAUGAUGAUGAAGGGCGGGCGGUAGUUGGUUGGUUAUCGAGGUGGUGGUGAUCGCGGUUGGUUGGUAUUGAUCAUGUUGAUUAUGGCAACGACGAUGGUGCUGAAGGGAAUAGCUUGCCCUUGCCGAUGACGAUGUCGCUCUUGCCUUCACCGUUGUGCUGGCGACGGGUGCGACCAUCUUUCGAUUGUCGUCAAGCGAAAGGAGACACGCAUGAGUGCGUGCAAAGCAGUGCACUGCUUGAUAAAUUAACCUGUGUUCUUGUACAUAUUUCGAGGGUAUGGUUGACUUGGUCUUUGUCUCUUGUUGUCAUCGUUGCUGUCGUUGUAGACCUCAUCAUCUUCACACUGCCGCUUACUGUACAUAGGCAACAUAGGCAGCAGAGCAAAGCUGCCUUGUUUACCACCCACACAUAUGAUUGACUAACGUAUGCUUAUGCAAGGAAGCAAUGAGUGCUUGUGCUUGUUCUUUGACCGGACUUGUCGCCGAAAGCAUUUUCAAUUUCACCCUUUGUCUGCUUUGCUUGCAGUCUUUCUUGCUUCUAGUCGAUUUAUUUUCUCUUGUGUCUACUUGGAAGUGGCUUGUGUAAGACGAAGUGAACACGAUCUCGCUCA
Molecule: messenger RNA, 2329 nt
Organism: Salpingoeca rosetta
Lineage: Eukaryota; Choanoflagellata; Craspedida; Salpingoecidae
Exons: 1
Coding region: 157-1704 (515 amino acids)
Source: RefSeq, a predicted model, not a curated record